Molecule: messenger RNA, 2960 nt
Organism: Paramecium octaurelia
Lineage: Eukaryota; Ciliophora; Oligohymenophorea; Peniculida; Parameciidae
Source: the annotation of a GenBank genome assembly
AUGUCAUAAUUAUUGGAUUCAGUUUUAAGGCAAUAAAAACCGAGGAAGUAAGUGUUUCUUUAUAUUAAGAGUCAAACAGUCAAAGGGAUUUUGAAAUUUCGUUAAGACUUUACAAUGCCACACUGUGAUAACAACAGCGAAGACGCAUCCUUUGAGCCCAAUCUCUGUUCAAAUAGAAAAAUCGAAUUAUAAUUACCGGAAAAAUAGUCCUUUAAAGCUGACUGCUUAAGUCCAGAUCCAGAUCAAGACGAAGAAAGCAGAAGCAUGCUACAUGUGGAAACAAAAUAAAAAGUGAAUCUCUGGGUUCAUGGUGGAUUAAGAAUCAUGUUCUACAUUACCAAAUUUAGUAAGCAAAUGAAAACCUACUCCACAGAAGUAAAGUUUAAGUCAUUAACAAACCAAAUCGUCUCAUUAAUCUCUGAUGCAGCUAGCGACGCAGAUAUAUUACUCCAUAAAUUAAAUAAAGUCGAAUAAGUAAUGAAAUCCUUUAAGUGGUUUAUAAAUCAAAUACCUGUGCUUGAUCCAGACUCUGCCAUUAAAGUACUUUGGGAUAUUUUUGUCUUAACCCAAAUCAUCAUCAAUAUUUUUUACAUUCCGAUGAAAUUGGGAUUUGACUUUGAAAGAGAAGAUAUAUUGUCUGGGAUAUUUUUAGAAACUUUGCCUUCUUGGACAUUUGUAAUUGAUAUAAUUUUGACAUUCUUCACAGCAUAUUAUAGUUAAGGACAAAUUCAUAGAGAUAAAUAAUAAAUUCUUAAGCAUUAUGCUAAUACUACAUUAUUAUGGGAUUUAAUGAUUGUUAUACCGUUUAUCUUAUCCUCUUAUAAAGUGCCUUAUACGGAAUAUAUAUUGUUGCUGAGAGUAACAAAAGUUAAGUCUAUGAUUGAAACUAUUGAAGAAGUUACAAACCCAUCUAAUAAUGUGUAAACAAUUCUAGAAUUAUUCAAAUCCAUCUUCUUAGUUUUGUUCGUAUCUCAUUUUUGUGCCUGUUUAUGGAAUCUGAUAGGAGAAAUGGAAUUAGAGUCAAAAUAAAAUUCUUGGUUGGUUGCUAAAAACAUUACUGAAGCAGAAUGGUCAACUAAAUAUAUCCACGCCUUUUAUUUUAGUACAAUAACAACCUUAACAAUUGGUUAUGGAGACAUUGUUCCUCAGACAGAUCUAGAAAGAAUUUAUGUUAUAAUAAUGGCUAUGGUCAUUUGUGGAUUGUUUGGAUAUACAAUUUCUAGUAUUGGAAAUAUAUUAAAAUAGCUUACUGAAAAGGAGGAAUUAUUCAAAUAAUAAAUGAUGCAUAUCAAUAGCUUUUUAAAGAAAAAGAAAAUUAAUAAAUAGUUAAUGUUACAAGUUAGAAAGUAUUUCGAAUAUUUUCUAAAGAUGGAAUAGGAGUAUAAUGAAUUUGGCGAAAAAAUGAUGCUAAAUCUAGAUAAGAAAUUAAAAGAAUAGGUUGCAAUCGACAUGUAUUGUGAAAUGUUAAAGAAAUCAAGACUCAUCAAAUAAACUUUAUCUUUAAAAAGUGUAUAAAAGUUAUGCUCUUUUGUACAUGAAUUGAAAGUGCCCCCUGAAGAGAUUAUUGCGUAUUAAAAUGAAUAAGCAAAUAAAUUAAUUUUCCUCUAAAGUGGAGAGUUAAGCUUGAUUUGUAAAUAUACAAUCUUUAACGCAUAGGUGAUUAAAAAUUGAGAGAAACCAUUUUGAGUAAAAUAGAGAAAGGCAGAUUUGUUGGAGAGAAAGAAUUCAUUACUUAAGCUCGAUAUGAAUAUACAAUCAGAUCAGUUAAAUUUUGUCAAAUUGCCUUUAUAAAGUAAUCAAUUAUAUAAAUGAUCUAGUUAUGAUGAUUUCCUAAGAAUUAUUAGAGAAGAUUCUCUGGAAGAAGAAAAUUAUUGUAUGCUCAGAGAUUAAAUGUUGUUUACAGAAGAAAAAUAAAACUAUGGCGAAGUUUGUUAUAUUUGUAAAUGGACACAUUAAUUUAAAAAGUAAAUUGAAUAAAUUAAUUCUAGAUGUCCCUUAGUUUUUGUUCAUUUCAAUUUGGAUAGAAUAAGAAAAAAGUUUAUGAUAUCAGAAGACAUGAAUAGAAAAUAAUAUGAAAGAAUAUUUACAAAAAAAUUGUUUUAAAGAAACAUAAUACGAGAACAUGCUCUGGCAUUGAUUGUGAAUGAUAAUAUGAUUUCAAUAGAUGAUUUAACAGAUUAGUAUUUAGAUACAUUAGGUUUCAAUAUGGAUGAUGAUGAAAAUGAAAGGAUAAUUAAAACCAUUAAGAGUCAAAAAUCUACUAAAUCUAUACAUAGAGGACUUACAGGCUUUGAAUAAUUUAGUAGUGACUCCUCUGAAAGUGAUCGUGAUUCAGAAAUCUAAUUAAAUAAAACCAAAACUCCCAAAUCAUCUAGAUAUAAUCAUCUAUAAAGUAUAGAACAAAAGAAGGUCAAAUUUUAAGAGAUCUCUGAACCUGAACCUAAAGUCUUAAGAGCAUAAAAUUCAUUCAAAAGAAAGGCAGAUAACAGACACAGAACCUUUUAAAGAUUAACCAGAAUAUCAAACAAUAGAUUUACUAAUAUCUCUUAAAUUUCUCAAGAAUAAAAUUAUUAAAAUCAAUCAAUUUCUGUCCAAAAUUCAAGUAUUCCAAAAUUGCGCAAGAAUAAUUCGAAUUCAUAUUCUAAUAUGGAUUUAGAAUUACAAACUAAAACCUAAUCAAAAUUAGAGGUUGUGGGCAGUAAUAUGAUUAAUUAAUUGGAUGAGGUAGUCACUUCUAAGUAAGGUGAUAACCAAUAUCAAAGAAUUGAUUUUGAAUUAGACAGAUAUUUUAUCACUACUUAUUACUUUACCAAUUCCAAUCUCGAUAAGGUUCUAUAAAAACUUAAAAAACCAAAAAAAACAUUGAGAUCAGAUCAUAUCCAAAGUAUUAUAAGAAAAUCAAAGAUUAAACCCAGCCUUUAUAGUCCUGUAUAAAAGUGAAGUUUCAUAUUUUAUUUUCC